AUAAAAAAAACACUCACUCUUGGACUCAACAGCCAGUGUGAUGUCAUGGUCAAUAGCCUGUCCCCAUGCAAUGAGCAUGACAGUCACUGCAUGGUCAUGGAAACCUUCAUCCCUGUGCAUAACGACUCUGGCGAUCUGGCCCACAUCUUUAUUGGACAGGUCUCGCUUGCUGGGAGCAGGAAGUCCAAGUCUGCUUUUGGCCUCAUGGAAUGCAUGGGACCAGCAUCUGCACCAUAUGCUGGAGCACGGAUACCAAGACCAGGGGAACAAAAUGGUUGUGCACUAAUUAUUCCAGGACCUGGAAAGUCAGCUGGGGUUGAUUUUCCCCUUGGGGGCUUCUCAAAUGCCAUUGGUCCCAACAGAAAAACUCAGCAACUAGCUGUUUCACAGGCGUAUGAUGGACCAGGCACAUGCAUAACAUACGAAUCCAUUAACCAUGCAUUCCAUGAGGCCAAAAGCAGACUUGGACUUCCUGCUCCCAGCCAGCGGGACCUGUCCAAUAAAGAUGUGGGCCAGAUCGCCAGAGUCGUUCUGGAGACAUCUAGGAUCAUCUCCAGACAGUAUUCACUGCCAGCAGAUGCCAUCACAAAUGGACUACCACUAAUUGACACCACCAAGACAGUGAUUGACCAAUAUUGCCCCUACUUCCUCAAGUUCCCAGCUUGUGAACCCAAAAGGUACAGGACCUACACUGGGCUCUGCAACAACCUGGAGAAACCCCACUGGGGGUCAGCCCAGAGUGCCUUCAAGCGCCUACUCCCACCAGCUUAUGCAGAUGCGAAAGGGAAUAGGCAUCUUCCCAGCAAAGAAUGGGGGCGUUGGGCUGCGGAACGUUUUGACAUUGGCAUUGGCAACGCCAUUGCAGCGUCAUUGUCCAAAUGGGGCUGA
Notodromas monacha is the source of this 888-nucleotide messenger RNA. The record is from the annotation of a GenBank genome assembly. Lineage: Eukaryota; Metazoa; Arthropoda; Ostracoda; Podocopida; Cyprididae.